Messenger RNA from Durusdinium trenchii, 1014 nucleotides. The record is from the annotation of a GenBank genome assembly. Lineage: Eukaryota; Dinophyceae; Suessiales; Symbiodiniaceae.
AUGAUCAAAGAUCCAAAGAUGGCAGUGCGCCCCAAAAUUUCCAUAGCUUCACUGAGGAUGAUGAGCCACACCUCACUCUUGGCGCAGUGUUCCAGCACUUUUGGGAUCUUCUUGCCCAUGGUGCUGAUGUUCGUGGUGGUGAUGCUGCCCCCAGCCUCCAUUUUUUCCUUUGCAGUGCUUUUGCUCUUUGUUGCCAUGGCAGCAGUGGAACAAUUUGGCCUCCACCGCUUUCACUCCACUGUCCUGAUGUUGACUUGCCUGGUGGCUGCGAUUCAGUUGCCCUUCCGCUUUGUGGUGAUGCUUCCAAGCAUCAAGGCGUUCAUCCAGGAGCACUUGCCAAAGGCUGACUAUAAGGUCCUCUGGGAAGCCUUUGCCUUGGACAUGGAUGGUGAGGAUGCCAGGAGGAAGCUGAUGCUCAUGGUGGCACUCAUGCUGGUCUCCAGCUUCCUUUGCAGAGGAUACAAGUUUUGGAGGGGAGAAGGAAGCUUGGAGACUGUGGAGUGGAACGAAGCUUGGGCCGAAGCGCUUCGCGAGAAGCUGCGUGGACGAGAAGGCUACAUCAUUCAGGAUCAGCAUGGCCUUCGGCUCGACCUGUCCGAGCUGAACCAAGUGACGCCCGAGCAGUUCCCCUUGAAAUUGACCUUUCCUGCAGAGGACCAAUUCAAGAUCACUGAAGAGUCCUGUCCCCGCCUGGUGAUCCUACUGCGUGCUGCUGCCAGUUGGUCCGAAGCCUUGAUGAUCUUGGUCUCGUAUUUCCUGUUGCUCUCCACGGAUCUCUUGACCCGCUUUCAACUGCUGGCGCUGACUGCCUUGCUGAGCAGUGGCCGAGGCUGGAGCUACGUGGGUGGCUUGGUCUCGGUGUCUGCCAUGGCCUCCUUGCUGAUCCAGUACCUCUUUCGCUUCGACUUCGUGCAAGUGAGCGAUCAGGCGGAACACCAGUGGUGUCAACUUGGAGAACGUGGUGUCAAGAUUGUCCAGUGCCGCACUUCCGCCGUGACACGGCAGCCUGGUUAG